Striga asiatica is the source of this 1095-nucleotide messenger RNA. NCBI's taxonomy places the organism in Eukaryota, Viridiplantae, Streptophyta, Magnoliopsida, Lamiales, Orobanchaceae. The record is from the annotation of a GenBank genome assembly.
AUGGCCGUUGAUCAUGAGAGAUUAACCCAAAAGCCAAGGCGCAAACAACCCUCAUUCUCCUCCUCCCUCCUCGACGCCAUCUACCGAUCCAUAGACGAGACCGGCGCGCAAAACGACAUCCAAGAUUUCGACCUCCACAAAAGAAAAAACGGCCCGCAAAAAAUCGAGAAGGAAAUCGAGAGCCUCCGCCGCGCCAUCAUGAUCGAGAAAUGGAUCGAAAAUCCAACUCAUCACGUGACGCCGUCAAACUCGUCGGGCUCGUCCAUCGAGUCGACUCGGUCGAGCACGUUCUCCCCCACCGACACCGAGACGUCGUCCUCCGCCUCGAAAAAAUCGUCCCGGAAUACCAAAAAUACCCCUCCCACAACCGAGGCCCAACCGAAGCGCGACGGGAAGCUGACGAUCGCAAAAAUCCGCGCGCGCAAGAUUUACGGCGAGUUGAAGAAGGCGAAAGAGCCGAUCUCGCCCGGCGGGAGGAUUUCGAGUUUUUUGAACGCGAUUUUCAGCCCGAGAGCUUCGAAAAAUAACCCGGCCCGGGAAGACGAGAGGGGCCCGAAAAACUCGGUUACGAAGUCGCGAUCGGUAAACGAGUUUGCGUCGAGGUCGUGCUUGAGCAAGAGCCAAUUUUCUAGUAGAGGUAUAAUUAGUAGUAGCAAUAAUGUUAAUAAUAACAACAACAACAACAAUAUUAUGAUGAUCAAUGAUAAAAAGAGUAAAUUUACUAGGUCCGUUAGGUUCUUAGUAGAUGAAAAUAAUAAGGGAUUAUACGGUGAAGAAUAUUUGACCGGGCCAAACGGGCCGGUCGUGGGCAGUCGGUAUAUUAAGAAAAAUAUCGAUAGCCUUCGGCUUCACGACGCGAAAAACGUGAAAAAACAUGAAUUUAGAGAGAGUAAUUAUUAUUAUCAUCAUCAUCAUCACAAGGAAGAGAGUGAGUUUGAUGACAUGAUGAGCUGUGCCAGCUCGGAUCUUUUUGAGCUCGAGAAUAUCGGGCGGGCCGGGCCGGGCGGCAUGGGAGGAUAUGAAGAAGAGCUGCCUGUUUAUGGGACCACAAGUUUUAAGAUGAAUCAGGUCAUUCGUGGUGGGUUUGUAAUAUAA